AUGUUUGUUCCUUCAAGGAAUUCCGAUCGGAUUCCUGGGCUUCCUGAGCUUCCUGGGCUCAAGGUGCUCGGAAUGGCAAGCACUGAUGAGGAGACUGGCUUAAAGAGUGGCGAGAAGAGUGAAGACCAGGACUUGGACCCUGACAGGGAUCCUGAGCUGAAGAAGAAUGGUGGCAGGUUCGACAGCAAGAAGGCCAUUUUGCAGGUCACCUGGAGGUUCGGCUGGAACGAGAAAUCGGAAGGGCUGGAACCAUAG
Cladocopium goreaui is the source of this 255-nucleotide messenger RNA. The record is from the annotation of a GenBank genome assembly. NCBI's taxonomy places the organism in Eukaryota, Dinophyceae, Suessiales, Symbiodiniaceae.